Molecule: messenger RNA, 1983 nt
Organism: Closterium sp. Naga37s-1
Lineage: Eukaryota; Viridiplantae; Streptophyta; Zygnematophyceae; Desmidiales; Closteriaceae
Source: the annotation of a GenBank genome assembly
AUGGCGGUUGUGUCAGUCUCACCUGCCACCUCCCACUUGUUGGCAGCCACUCUUGGAGACUUCCUUGGCGGGCAUUGCUCCAUCCGCCGCUCUCCACCAAUGGUUGACCGCAUCACCUGUCCACCCUUCCCCCCAACUCUUCCCCGCACCCCGCUCCCAACCUCCCCUUUGCUACCCCCCUUCCCUGCCAACUUCCGCCUUUUCGCGUUUUACCGCAACACCACCUCCCGCCAAUCACGGAUCCUUGGCCAGCGCUCUUUUUACCUUCCUGGCGUGGCUCCUCAAGACUUCAAGAAGGAGGAUCCACUUUUUGUCAAAGUCAACAAGUUAGUUUCAACCAGAACUCAACUUCCCUAUGAGUACUAUUCACUCCCCUUCUGCCUUCCGGAAGAAGGAAUUAAGCCAGUGGCGGAAAAUCUGGGCGAGAUUCUGCGUGGUGACAGAAUUGAGAACUCUCCCUAUCAGUUUCAAAUGAGGAUCGACGAGCAGUGCAAGAUCGUCUGCAGAAAGGCGAAGGUUCCCCUUGAGGAGGCUCUUCAAUUCCAGGAAAAGAUCGAUGACGAAUAUCGCGUCUUCAUGAUCCUUGAUAAUCUGCCAGCGGCCAUGGUCAGGAUGCGCGCGGAGGAAGGUGGUGAGUCCAUCAAGACUUAUGAGCGUGGAUUUCCUGUGGGAUUCAAGGCCCCAUCGGAAACGAAUGGGCCCGAUGAGUAUUUCUUGCACAACCACCUGCGAUUCACUGUGCUGUUCCACAAAGACCCCACGAACAAUCUGGCCCGCGUCGUCGGUUUCGAAGUCGAACCUUUCAGUGUGAAGCACCAGUACGAGGGUACCUACAAUCCGGCGAAGCCUAUCCUCACGACCUGCAACCCAGGAAACCCUACACAGCAUGUGGAUAGCGGCAUGCCACCGCAGCCGAUCAAGGAGAACGAGGAGGUCAUCUUCACCUACGAUGUGAUGUUCAAGCCAAGCAACGUGAAGUGGGCGUCUCGCUGGGACACGUACCUUCUCAUGACGGACGACCAGAUCCACUGGUUCUCCAUCAUCAACUCCCUCAUGAUCGUGCUCUUCCUCUCGGGCAUGGUUGCCAUGAUCAUGAUGCGCACACUGCACCGCGACAUCUCCCAGUACAAUCAGUUGGAGACUCAGGAGGAGGCACAGGAGGAGACUGGGUGGAAGCUGGUCCAUGGUGAUGUGUUCCGCCCACCCAACUAUGCUGGCCUGCUCUGCGUGUAUGUCGGCACCGGUGUGCAGCUGUUCUUCAUGACACUUGUCACAAUGGUGUUCGCCCUUCUCGGAUUCCUCUCCCCAUCCAACCGGGGUGGGCUUAUGACUGCCAUGCUUCUGCUCUGGGUCUUCAUGGGUCUCUUGGCUGGAUACUCUUCCGCCCGCCUGUACAAGGCAUUCAAGGGCACUGAUUGGAAGCUGAACACCAUCCGCACUGCAGUCACCUACCCUGUUGUUGUCUUCGUCAUCUUCUUCAUUCUUAACAUCCUGAUCUGGAAGGAGAAGUCCUCUGGAGCUGUUCCGUUCGGCACCAUGUUCGCUCUCUUCUUCCUCUGGUUCGGCAUCUCUGUUCCUCUAGUCCUUCUGGGAAGCUACUUCGGCUUCAAGAAGGCUGCUAUCGAGGAUCCAGUCCGCACGAACAAGAUCCCGCGGCAGAUCCCCGAGCAGGCGUGGUACAUGCACCCCGUGUUCUCCAUCCUCAUUGGAGGCAUUCUGCCCUUCGGUGCGCUCUGCAGUGAGGACUAUCGCUGGUGGUGGAGAGCGUAUCUGACUUCCGGUUCAUCUGCUCUUUACCUCUUCCUCUAUGCCACGUUCUACUUCUUCACCAAGCUGGAGAUCACCAAGCUCGUGUCAGCUGUCCUAUACUUCGGCUACAUGGUCAUCAUCUCCUACAGCUUCUUCAUUCUCACAGGAACCAUUGGGUUCUAUGCAUGCUACUGGUUCGUGCGCCUGAUCUAUGCAUCGGUCAAGAUUGAUUGA